Messenger RNA from Blumeria graminis f. sp. triticale, 807 nucleotides. The record is from the annotation of a GenBank genome assembly. Lineage: Eukaryota; Fungi; Ascomycota; Leotiomycetes; Helotiales; Erysiphaceae.
AUGACUAUGACUAUCAUACCAGAACCGAACAAUGAUAAUGCCAAAAUUGGACCAGAGAUUGUAGACAUUCAGACCGAGGGUCUUAGUUUUCUAGCCUUAUCUGGAGAAUCCAAAGUGCAGCUACUUCCUACUCCAUGGCCUCCACAGAAAUUACCUCCACCAAACGCAUCACUCUUAGCUACUGCUACUAAAAGGGGACUUGUUGCCGCUGUCGGUCCCGAUUCGCUUAUCUUGGCAACAACGCAAUCAGUUAGAGAUGCCUAUGAUGGAACCGGGCCCAGUGUAGGCAAGCUGAAGAAAUUUGAGCCACAAAUAAAGAUGCUCAUGGAGACACGGAUAUCUCAACUUGUAUUUACCUCAGACGAGACUUACCUAGUCCUGUCUGCUGAAACUGGAGGCGGAUUAGCCGUAUACGAUGUUCAAUCACUCCUAGACGGAUCGCAGCAAGCUUUAUUUGAAUUGCCAACCAAUGGAGAAGCCUUAAGAUGCAUCGUACCUAACCCGAGCCCCGAAAAAGGAGAAUUAAUAGCUCUUGUAACCGCAGGUGGGGAUCUUAUGAUCGCUAAUUUGAAGGGACGAGAAUACAUAUCUAGUCCACAAGGCUCGGUUUUCAAAAAGUGCGUCAGCUGUGUAUCCUGGAGCACCAAAGGGAAGCAAUUAGUUGCAGGGCUCGGUGAUGGAACUGCUUUUCAGAUGACACCAGAGGGUGAAGCUAAAGCAGAGAUCCCUCGUCCGCCAGGUAUUGACUUAAUCGAUCAUGGUAAGUGCAACCUUAUAUGCUCAACCGUCAAUUGGCUUAUUGAAUAA